AGGUCCGCAGCAGCAGCGCGCUGCUGCUCACUGCUGCCCCUCAGUCUGUCUCUGACCAUAGUAUCGAGUGGAGGUGGUGUGCGUGUCGCGUUCCCAAGGCUCAUCGAGCAGUGCAUGUGUGUCUAUAAUUAGUGAUUGACCGAGAGCACGGCGUGGCGGCGGACGUUCCAAGGAUCAGUAGCAUGAGUGUGAAGUGUGUCAGUUGAUGGUGUGUGGUGACUGUAGGACGCACCAUCACCACUGAAGCUAUCAAUGUAUGGGUAGCAGUAAUCCAGAGGUAGCUGUGGCCCCUCGCCAGGGUUAAGGCCCCGCCACCCUGCCUCAACCCGCCCCCCACGCCGCCCUCCACGCCCACCGCCCCGCCUUCACGAUGGUGACGCGGGCGGGCAAGCAGAGGGAGUUGUCCUCCACAUACCAAAGUUUCGCCGACACAGGACCCACGUACUCCUACCUUGACCUCAGCCGCGCCCGCAGCGAUGAGUCCCUCUUGUGGACCGCGGCGGAGGAGGCUGCGGUGCUGUUGGAGCAACUGCGGGCGUCCCUCGCAUCCCCCCUAAUGCGGCCCGCCGAGGAGGAGGAGGAGUUCCUGGAGGAGGAAGAGUUAGAGCAGUCCUUCAACACCCUGGGCAGAUCCUCCCUGGGCAGGGCGUCCCUGGACCGCUCCUCCAUUGGGAGGUCGUUGUACAGCACAGGCCGCUCGCUGUCCUUCACCGACCUGCACUCCGCUGCCACAUCGGCCGAGGACCUGCGGCUCAUCUGCUUCCACCCGUCACGCCUCCCAUGCAGCGCCCACUGCGCCUCCUCACACUCCUCCUCCUCCGCUUCCUCCACCGCCUCGUCACGCAGCGCCGCCUCCACCGGCAGCAGCGGCGCUAAUCUGGUGGUUGGUGGCGGCGUGCGGCGUCCCACCAUGCGCACGUUCGGCAGCUGGCGCAACCUCCUCAAAUUGGGCGGCAUGAGCGGGCGGGGCAAACCGGCGCCCGUAGUGAAGAAGGUGUCGCCCCCCACGGUCCCCGAUAACUCCGCCAUCACACACCGCCACUCCGGCUCCUCCUUCAGCUCGGGCGUGUACAGUGCGGGCGACCAGCGCUCCUCCUACUCAUCCUCCGUCAGCGAUGAGAACCCACCGCCCUCCCCGCACAGUCCCGCUAGAGGUGGAGGAGUCACGGGAGGCAGUGGUAAUGGGGGAAACUGUGACCAUGGACAGCUGGGCCGCCUGGGAGCCACCACCACUGCCACCACAACCACCACCACCACAACCGACGGUGGUGGGGGAGGCGGAGGGCAGCCUUUAGCCAAUAGCUCUCCUUCCCACUACCACAACCAGCAGCAGUUCACCUUCCCCAAUGCUCCUCACCAGCAGCAGCAGGUGCCACAGUUUGCCCACCUGAUGUGUUCCAAGACGUCACCCGGUUCCCCGCACCACAUGCCGCCAGAAGGCACCUAUGGCUACCUCACCUACCAGCACCAGACGUCACUGGAGGACCAGGGCAUUGAUGUGCAGUCUCCAGGUCGAUCCAGUCCAGGCUCAGGCAGUGGCUCAUCCACCACUGGCUCAACAGCUUCCUCUGGCGGCUGCCGCAACUCCACCACUUCCUUAGAUUCAGGCAGGGCCUCCACCACCACUCACUCCCACCAGCACAGAUUAAGUGGGCAGAGUUAUGACAGCGGCUCCAUCCUACGGCACAGCUACCACUCGUCCAGCUCCAGCCUGGGGUCCAUGGAGCACGAUAACACUCCUCACGUCAACGUCUUAGAGCUCCUCAACAACGGCGUCAGGGAUUCUGAGGUGCUGAGAGCAUGGUUGACAGAUCUCCGCUUUGAAGAAUAUUACGAGAAAUUCCUGUUGGCUGGGUACGACAUGCCAACCAUUUCCCGGAUGACACCCGAGGAUUUGAAUGCAAUUGGUGUGACAAAACCGGCACACCGCAAGAAACUCAAGGCCGAGAUAACCAGACUCAACAUAUCUGAUGGACUGCCUGACUUCAUUCCAGGUCGCCUGGAGGACUGGUUGUCUCUGUUGCGCCUGGAGGAGUACACGGCCUCACUGAAACAGCAGAAGUAUGUCUCUGUGGAGCAGAUGACGCAGCUCACCUGGGAAGACUUGGAGGACAUUGGCAUCACUAAGUUAGGCCAUCAGAAGAAGGUAAUGUUGGCCAUCAAGCGCGUCAAAGACAUCAUGGCAGGCAAGAAAUUCACCACCUGCCAGGACUCCCGCCAGCAGCCGGUGUACGGGGCUCACGACAUCAUGAUUCCCCGCGAGUGUGAAGGACGGGAACAGUUCAGUGGUGUCCCCGAGUUCCGGACAUUCUCUGGGCCAGGACAUUAUGGAAAUACGGAACAUAAUAGACUUAGUGGCUUCCCAGAAUCUGGCGUUCACUAUGGAGUGGCUCCUCACUAUAAUCCCAACCUUCAGUAUGGCCCCAUGCCUCCCCCACAGGCCCACAUCCACCCCAUGCCACAGCACCCAGCCCAGUACCAUCAGUCCAACCAGUUCACUGCUCCACAAGGCCCCUCUCCUCCCGGUCCAAAGCUUCCAGCUGGGCCCACACAUCCUCUCCCUGGGCCAGGCCAGGUCCAGUACCGGCCAGACGUUGUUGCUGUGCAGGUCAGGCCAGGGGGACGGGGACGCAGCAUUGAGAGCCUCGAGGAGCCAAUAUAUGGCACCUACCAGACGUUCCACCCUGACAGCAGAAUGGCAGGUCAUCCACAAGGCCCGAUGUCACUUGGCAAUCUCCCACCAAGACCAUUUGCACCUUCAAAUAUAAAUUCAUCUCAUCCUCAGAGGUCUAUGGAUGACGGUGACAUCACGCCAACUAAUGAGUAUGCAAAUAAUUAUGAAGGUGGAGGAACGCUACCCAGACCUCGCACUGCAAACAAGCUCAGACCCGUCGCCAAAGUGACAGCAAAGACUCGAGCUGACGUCCACGAAGUGCCACAGUUCAUUAAAGACGGGAUGAAUCUCAAGAAGCCAACAACUCAAGGGGAAGAAAUUUGUAUGAAGGAACUGAAUCUGAAGACACUAAACCGCCAGAAUUCAGAAAAGAGUUACACCUCAAGUCAGGGAAGUGGAAGUACAAACAACACGCCACAGGGAACCCCAAAGAAAAUCCCGCCUCCACCCCCACGCCGCUCAAACUCCAUCAGUGAGAGCUCCAAGGAGGCAGCGAGUCAGGACAGCCAGUACGGAUACCUGCGCCGAGGGUUGUCAUACGGCUACAUGGGAAUAAAAAAUAACUUACAGCCAGAUGUCACCCCUGACCUCCCACCUCCUCCCGCCCCGCCAGACAGUGCCAACCACCAACAUCUACCCGACGACUUUCCACCACCACCACCACCCCUAACAUGUGUCACGAUGGCCAGCGCCACACACAUCACGGCAAGCUCCACCAUUACCACCUCAUCGAUGACCAGUGAUUCCUUAGCAACGUCCCAAACCUCCACCACCUCCUCAGAUGAUGAUGGGUCAACAGGGUUUCGGCCAAGGCGAAAUGAUUCUAAUGCUAGUUUUAAGUCUACCUCCAGCACCGACUCAGAGUCUUUGCCAUUUGCAAACGAGAACGCUGGAACCAUCAAGCAGCGAGCCUGCCGUCCCCACCCAGGCCUCACUGUGCUAGAUACCCGUAACUCUCCUCACUCCUCGCCACGCUCCUCACCAGCACUCCGUCGUAAGGAAGCCCAGCCGCCGCUCCGCCAGAACCCCAUCGCUACCACCGACACUGCUGUGCCACAAAUACCUAAAUCAAAUUCAAGUUCCCCUGAUGGGACUGGUGACGUGCUGAAUGACAUUGGCAACAUGCUGGCUAACCUCACUGAUGAGCUGGAUGCCAUGCUGGAGCAAGAGGUUACACUCAAGAACUAACAAGUCCAUAUACAUGAAAGAAAAGUCAAUACAUACUAUAAACUACUACUUGCUUCUAGUGCUUGUUACACACUGUUUGGGAGUGUCUGGUUAGCUACGUAAAAAUGGCAUGAAUAUAUUAUACAUAUACACGUAUAGGUGUGGAAGUAAAGACUUGUCUAUAUACUGUAUAAUGCUAAACUUAGACAUCUUUAUCGGACUGAAUCCAAGCAAAUUUGAUAAUACGUAUUCAUAUUAUGAACCAUUUGUUAUUUACUAGGAAGCCACAGUGUGUGUGUGUAUGUGUGUGUGUGUGUGUAUAUGCACACACACUUGUGAACUAUACUUGAUACUUGUUUAUUUUUUUUUUCCAAAAAAAUAUAUAGGCAUAUAAAGUCGAGAAUCAUACAAGUUUCAGAAGGAAAUUAUCUGCGUAAAUACGUGUGGGUAAACUGAAAUACUAUAUGUAGACCACAUAAGAUGUAGAUUAUUGUUAAUAUUGCCUGAUACUACAAGUAGCUGUAUUAAAGGAGCAAAGUACUCAAUUUUGUUUUCAAUCAAUCAGUAGAAGCUUGAUGAAGGAAGGCCUAUGUUUAUGAUGAUCUCAAGAAGCAUUAAUUAAUCAUACGGUCAGCACAUCGCCACGCCUGCAAAUGGUAAUCAGUAACUGCAUGUAACUUCCAAAUAUUGAGGCUACACAAAACUCUUAUUAGGGUCAGUCUGUAUCUUGUGUACAUAGAAAUGUUGUGCUCUGUAAGUGAGAUUAGGCAAUAGAGGGUAGACACUUAAGAAAAACCAAUCUGUCAGCCAUAAAACAGACAAUCAUGAAACCAAGAUAAGUUUUAGGCUAUUCAUGUAUAAUGAAAUGGUUUCAUAUCACUCAAUAUUAGGAUGCUUAUUGUGACUACAUCAAGGAUACACACAUGUACGUACUGUUCAAGCCAAAAACAUUUAUCAUUAAAAAAUGACUCAUUUCUUCCUGCCUGAGUACUACUAAUAGGUUUCCAGUUGGUCAUUUAGGGAUGCUAGUGGCACAUCAUGACUCAAUUACACAAUUCAUGAUAUGUAUAAUAAAAAGAAAAAAUUUAAAAAAAUUAAACAUGAGAACAUAG
Messenger RNA from Portunus trituberculatus (swimming crab), 4953 nucleotides. Its product is annotated as caskin-1-like. The record is from RefSeq and is a predicted model, not a curated record. Gene Ontology annotation, molecular function: protein phosphatase binding; signaling adaptor activity. Gene Ontology annotation, cellular component: axon; focal adhesion. Lineage: Eukaryota; Metazoa; Arthropoda; Malacostraca; Decapoda; Portunidae. Gene Ontology annotation, biological process: axonogenesis; cell surface receptor protein tyrosine phosphatase signaling pathway.